AUGAUUUCCGGGUUUCGCCCGGUUCCGGGCCGUUAUUCCGCAACAUGUCGAGCAUACUUUGGCAUUGCUCGAUUCCAUAGAACAUCAAAAUGCGCCUUUCAUGUUGAUGGGCGCAGUCGGGUGUCUAAUUUCUGGAUCCCGACGGGCGGUAUUACCAAAAAGCCCGUCCAGGGUGAGAAAGAGGAUGCCAAUGACCUUUUGAUCCGAGGUGGCUUUUUGCGACAGGCUUACUCGGGAAUAUUCCAUAUGCUACCUCUGGGACUGCGUGUGCAAGAUAAGCUGGAGCGUCUCAUUGAUAAGCAUAUGCGAACAGUUGGCGCAUCUAAGGUGUCUCUAUCAUCUCUAUCCGCCCAGGAACUUUGGGAGCAGUCUGGGCGUCUCAAAGAGGGCUCGGAGAUCUUUCGCUUUCAGGAUCGGAAAGAGUCCCGCUUUCUCCUUGCUCCAACUCAUGAAGAGGAAAUCACCACAUUGGUAGGACAUCUUACCAAAUCGUAUAGAGAUCUGCCCGUGCGGGUGUACCAAAUAUGUGAGUAUAUCAUCCACAGCUGA
Molecule: messenger RNA, 549 nt
Organism: Aspergillus luchuensis
Lineage: Eukaryota; Fungi; Ascomycota; Eurotiomycetes; Eurotiales; Aspergillaceae
Exons: 6
Coding region: 1-549 (182 amino acids)
Biological process (GO): prolyl-tRNA aminoacylation
Cellular component (GO): mitochondrion
Molecular function (GO): proline-tRNA ligase activity
Source: RefSeq, a predicted model, not a curated record